Molecule: messenger RNA, 1311 nt
Organism: Volvox carteri f. nagariensis
Lineage: Eukaryota; Viridiplantae; Chlorophyta; Chlorophyceae; Chlamydomonadales; Volvocaceae
Exons: 5
Coding region: 1-1311 (436 amino acids)
Source: RefSeq, a predicted model, not a curated record
AUGUCCUUUGCAGAAGUGCGCAGGGAGCUGUCGAAGUUGAAGCUGCCUGCAUCUAAGAUCCCUGAGUACGCCCAUGUGUGGGACAAGCCCCACCCCUGCGCCCUUGCCAGUCAUAAGCAGCGGGGAAAGAAAAACACCGAGGAAGCUAGGGGGGUAGCACUGCCUGAAGCAGGACAGGGCGCCAGCGCAAUAGACGACGAAGACGAAGACAACAGCAUGGAUGAGUUGAAACCCGUCGACAGUGAUGCCGAGCCGUCCAUAGUGGCUGAGCCGUCAACGGCGCGCAACCCUGCUGGAUUACGGGAGAUGCAGCUAAGGGAGGGUGGUGCCACCUACGAACGUGCAACGGCUGCAGGUGAUGGUCGGGUCGGCAUGGGUGCUGAAUCCCGGGGCUGUUUUGUGUCCACGCGGAGAAUGUUGAAUAACACCAGUUGGGAUGAAAGGCUGGUUCCUAUUGACCUAGAAACCACGAUGGGGUCAUUACUGAAUUUCCUUGGGGAGCCGGUCACCGCAUGGAUGAAUGCGCCACAGCAUUUAUUCCGGCGUCGUCAGACGACCUACAUCAACGUCUGCAACGCUUUGGGGGCCCAGCCCCACCCUUCACUGAGGUCACAGUACAACAGUCUGCGGGAGCAAACGAAGAAGGUGGCUGACAGGUACCGUGGCGAGGCAGCUGCCUUCCGACAACAACACGAGGAUAUUAUGAAGGUCCAGCAAAAGCUCCUAUCUGCUGCCGAAGAGCUGCAGGGCGAAAUGGACGCACUGUGGUCAGCUGCUGCCGUACGGGAGCAGUCAGCUGCGCAGUUAGAGCAGAAGGAAAAAUUUGACGCGCACCAGCUAUUCCGCCAGCAGUACGAGCUGGGCACCUCAUUUACGUUAGAAUCACGCGACGUUGAACCUUUCGCGCCGGCCUUCUUCACCACGGAUGUGGUGAAUGCAAGGACAUUGCUGGAGCCAGCAGAUCAGCCAGGCGCGGCCAUCACAGUCGCGGAUGCUCCAGACCUUGCCAAGGAUAGGGUUGCAUGCAGGUGUGCGCAAGUGAUGGAUGAACUUAUCGGUGUAGCGAAGCCGAUGGGGUUCAUCGAUCGGACACCUCCGCCCACCCCUAACCCCAGCAAGACACGUGGACUGGGCAACACGGUGGACGGCAGCAGUGCUGCAAAAGCCGCUGAGGCGCUGGAUGCGGCUGUGGACUGCCAUGGUGAGGACAACGGCAUUGGACAAGUUGCAGCGCAUGAUGGCUGUGCAGCUGCUGUGCUCCUUGAAAGUGCCUCGCUGCCAUGUUCAUGCAUCACUAUACGGCGGUGGUAA